AUGGCGACGUUCCGAGUACACGAAGAUAUUGAGAAGGAAAAUCGCCUAUUAGCUCCUGUAGCUGGUGGAAAUAAAAGCGUCUCUGCUACUUUAGGCGCCAGUACCGGUAUUGUUUCUGCACCAGGUGGAAAAAAUUUCAUUUUCCAGACUAUCGGCAACCAACAACAGCACCAUCAGCAUAGAACUACGUUCAGUGUUCUGAGCAACGUGCAAACAAACGUUACGAACGUCGAUAAAGCGACGAAAGACUCUCGCGGUAAAACUCAUCGUACAGGAGGAACUAUCGUGCUACCUUGGUGCGGGAAAUCGGGAAAAGUCGAUGAAAAUGGCAUUGAUUCGUCCAAGCUCAAUCUACAGACAAAGGCUACUAAGAAAUCCUCUACUUCCUCUGAUGGGUGUAAAGGGUUUGAAGUAUAUGACGAUUCGAAGGAAAAUUUAACUGAAUUAAGCGUCCCCAAGAAAGAUGAAAUCCUACAUGGGAAACGCCCCCCGCUGCAAGAGUUGAAACAUGCCGAUCUUUUUGAAACACCGAUGUCGGUAGGAGAAACAUAUUCUCCCAUGUCAGUAGACAAAUCGACGACUCUAACAACAGCGACGGUAGAUGAUGUAUUAUCUACAAUUCCAAGAAAUGAUCGAGAGCGUUUCUUUGAGGUGGAAGAAUACCAGGAAGAUAUUCUAGCGUAUCUAAAGGGGGCUGAAAAACGAAACCGUCCCAAACCUGGUUACAUGUUGAAGCAGACUGAUAUAACUCAUUCAAUGCGUACUAUUCUUGUCGACUGGCUAGUGGAAGUUUCAGAAGAAUAUAAGCUCCAGGGAGAAACACUCGCACUAGCCGUUUCGUAUAUCGACCGAUUUCUUAGUUUCAUGUCCGUAGUUCGAGCCAAGUUACAGCUAGUCGGAACAGCAGCUAUGUUUAUCGCAGCCAAAUACGAAGAAAUUUAUCCUCCGGAUGUAGGCGAAUUCGUGUACAUUACUGAUGAUACUUACACUAAGACUCAGGUAUUGCGGAUGGAACAAUUGAUUCUAAAAGUACUUUCGUUCGAUUUGACCGUACCAACUACAUUGGUAUUUACCAAUACCUACUGCAUUAUGAACGACGUACCGGAUAAAAUCAAAUACUUAACCAUGUAUCUUUGUGAAUUGUCUCUCCUAGAGGCUGAUCCCUAUUUGACUUAUAUGCCAUCGAAAAUUGCCGCGGGCGCAUUAGCAUUAGCACGAUGCACGCUCAAUUUGCCGAUGUGGUCGAAAGUGCUGGAAGAUAAUACGGGCUACAAACUAUCCGCCCUGAAGGAUAUCAUUUUGGAUCUGAAUAAAACGCAUGUUGACGCAGACGUAAUACCGCAGCAAGCAAUACAAGAAAAAUACAAGUCAAAAAUAUACAACGAGGUUGCCACUUUACCGGCGGCAGCAAUACUAACUGCGGAAUCGUUCGACAAAAUAUGUGAGGUUCUGUUCAAUCCUGCGGCGGCAAACCGUGCUCCAACAACAGCAUGCGAAAAAGCAGUGACAACAGGAGCGGAACACAAACACUGGGAAGGAACAUUCAACAAUGUAUAACGUGCAUUCAUUCAAAGGUGUACACAUCCAGUAUGCGGGAGCGUUUUUCCCGUUCCCUUAGAAGUUAUUGUCUUUUUUGCGUAUUUAUUUAGUUUUCCAUGUUCAUGAAUUCGUACAGCCAUGAUGAGUGUAGAGUAGAGUGAGUAGCUAAACGAAUGCUGCAUCCUUUGGAUCCAUUCCAGUUUUUGUUUGCUUAUUAUUUUUCUUUUCUAUAUCUCACGUGUUCUGUAUUCUCUUAGUUAUAAUAUUUUAUAUAUUUUCUACGAUGCAGAACUGAUUGUAUGUAUGUCGAAACAUUGUUCGUGUGGAACGAAUCACCAUGAAAAGCUCCUUAAUACAUACAGCUCUACGAAUGGCAAUCAAUUUCCUCUCAUUGCCCUUUUUCUAAAUUUCGAACAAAGCACAAGCAGUGUUGAGUAGAUUUUUGUUUGCAUUUUAACUAGCAAAACAUUUCAAUUUGUUAAAAAACCUAUACAUCGAAAAUCAUAUGUUGACAAAAGCAAG
Anopheles nili is the source of this 2061-nucleotide messenger RNA. RefSeq names its product G2/mitotic-specific cyclin-A. The record is from RefSeq and is a predicted model, not a curated record. Gene Ontology annotation, cellular component: nucleus; cytoplasm; cyclin A2-CDK2 complex. The coding region runs from base 1 to 1557 and encodes 518 amino acids. The transcript is spliced from 6 exons. Gene Ontology annotation, biological process: mitotic cell cycle phase transition; regulation of cyclin-dependent protein serine/threonine kinase activity. Lineage: Eukaryota; Metazoa; Arthropoda; Insecta; Diptera; Culicidae. Gene Ontology annotation, molecular function: cyclin-dependent protein serine/threonine kinase regulator activity.